Molecule: messenger RNA, 6208 nt
Organism: Cyprinus carpio (common carp)
Lineage: Eukaryota; Metazoa; Chordata; Actinopteri; Cypriniformes; Cyprinidae
Product: teashirt homolog 3-like
Biological process (GO): regulation of transcription by RNA polymerase II
Cellular component (GO): nucleus
Molecular function (GO): DNA binding; DNA-binding transcription factor activity, RNA polymerase II-specific
Source: RefSeq, a predicted model, not a curated record
GAUGCGCCAAUGGUUAGACGGACAGAUGCUUGGGCGGAUCUAACGGCAUGCACACACGAGUGAGUGAGAUUGGGCAAAAACAUCCCGGAUCCGUGAAAGACUGCUCUUCCCUUUCAAUCUGCCCCUGUGAGCUCGACGCGCGGACGUUCAAGAGAUUCUGGACAUUCUGGUUUUAUUGAACGCUACGACUCCCAGUUGCCCCCUUCCGAGGGCUCGAUGCGCUUUCCUUUGCGGUCAAAUGUGAGAGGAGACAGCACGAUCGCGAGACGAAGACGCGGAGUUUAGUGGAAGAGGCAGUGUCUGACAUAUCACCCUCAGCUAGUAAACAGAGAGGACACAGUUCCCAUCUCCCCCUCUCAUCCAAUACGGACAACUUCGCCCUUUGUCCAAUACAAAGAAUUUACACUUGACUCCAAUUUACGCUUGCAAAAGCGAAAAAGAAAAAAAAAUCUCUCUCUUUAUAACACCGUUAUUUAUUAUUAUUAUUAAUAUUAUUUAUUUAUUUAUUUAUUUAUUUAUUUUAGUAGGUGCCAUGAUGAUGGACAUAUCUGGAAAAUGUUGAUCUUACCGUCUUAAAAAGUCCAUUCUGUGAAGAAAGUGUUUGAUAAAGGAUUUUCGGAAGUGACAUUACUGGAGAGCGCGAGAGGAAGACGCGUCUGCUUCGCCCGUUGCUGUUUUUAAAUACCUGCUACAAGCCCCACAAAGAAGACUAAAAGGUGCUAUUUAGCGGCCAAGAAAGUGUUUGGCAAUAGCUCAGUGAUCCAUGCUCUCGCAGCAGCAGCAGCAGCUGAGGCGCAGCCCGAGUCCAUCCCCUCCUUCUGAUGUGCGUUAUUACAAGCAGGAAUACCCAAUCAAACACCUAUCGCAUCGAUUCUCUCCGCGGCUUCCCAACGCGCGCGGACAAAAUAAGCAAACGAGGCAGCGCGCGGGCGACAAGUCCGUCCAUCUCCUCCUUCAAGCUUUUUGUCUUUACCCCGGUUUGUUUAUUAUAAAAGAGAUGGACGUUUGAAGGGCGGUGGGCACUUGGAGUCUUUGGGAUUUUCACAGAAAGCUAUCGGCGACAGCUAAGGUUUUUUUUUUUGGGCUUUUCAAAUUGUAGCCUAUGCGGUUACUCGGACCGGAUUCCUCAUGGAUAACGCGUUUAUUCAAGCGAUCGACUUGCCUGUUGCAGCUUCCAGCGCGGAGUGAGUGAGAAUCGCACUGAGGCACGAGCGGUUUUCCUCCCCACUGUCUCCGUCAUAUCCAGCAGACGCGCGGGGGGAAAGGGAAAGCGGGAAGAGGCGGAAAAUCCCGCUUCGUCUUCAUCCUCUUCAGAUCUUGCCGUUUGAAUUUUUGGUUUGAAAACUGCCAAUACAUGUCAGGCGUGUGAAAGCGCCCCAGGUGCCGUGUAUCAGAGCAGAAGCGGAGCAGCUCUCGGGAUCUCAGGGGCUCCUGAAGAAAACAUUGAAAGAGAAACAUGCCGCGGAGGAAACAGCAAGCGCCCCGGCGCUCGGCAGCAUAUGUGCCAGAGGAGCUAAAGGAGGCUGCCUUACUAGAUGAAGAUGUUGAAGGAGAGGAUUCAGCUGUGGAGGAGGAACCCGCCAUGAAGUAUGUGUGCCAGGACAAGGACUUACUCCUUAAAGACAGGCAAGGCUUCCAUGACUCUCCACCGGCGGAUUUCUCCAGCCAUGAAAUGGACAGCGAGUCACACCUGAGUGAGUCCAGUGACCGCAUGUCAGACUUUGAGAGUGCCUCAGUGAAGAACGAAGAAGACAGUUCAGCCAAGGAGCCCCUCACAUCUCUUUCAUCAACUUCAUCUGUGAUGAUGACGACAACAGCCACGCCAAUCAGUGAGGAGGCAACAACAUUAGGCCCAGACAGCCUGGAGCAGAUGAAAGCUAUCUAUACUAGCUUCCUGACCAACUCCUACUGGUCAUCGCUGAAUUUGAAUAUGUCUCAGCAAUCAGCAGAAAAGCCCCCACGUAGUCACAGUAGUAGCAGCAGCAGUAGUAGCAGCAGCAGUAGCUGUGGUAGUGGUGGUUACGAUUGGCACCAGACAGCAGUAGCUAAGACCUUGCAGAAUGUUUCACAGAACCAGAGUAGACUGCUGCACCCAGCAUCUGAGCCAAACCUCUUUAGUACUGUGCAGCUUUAUCGGCAGAGCACCAAACUCUAUGGUUCUAUCUUCACUGGUGCAAGCAAGUUCCGCUGCAAAGACUGCAGUGCCGCCUAUGACACUCUGGUUGAGCUUACCGUGCACAUGAAUGAGACGGGUCAUUACCGAGAUGAUAACCAUGAGACAGACAGUGAAGGUGCCAGGCGCUGGUCGAAGCCUCGCAAGCGUUCCCUGCUGGAGAUGGAAGGAAAAGAGGAUGCCCAGAAAGUUCUUAAGUGCAUGUACUGUGGCCAUUCCUUUGAGUCACUGCAGGACCUUAGUGUUCACAUGAUAAAGACAAAACACUACCAGAAAGUGCCUCUUAAGGAACCAGUAACUCCCAUGGCAGCCAAGAUUAUCUCUUCAGCUCGUAAAAGAGCCCCCAUUGAACUAGAACUCCCCAGCUCACCAGAUUCCAAUGGUGGCACCCCCAAGCCUUCUUUGUCUGACCCCAAUGACUUUCUUCAAAAGACCCCCAAUCCGUACAUCACAUCUAACAAUCGGUAUGGACACCAGAAUGGUGCUAGUUAUGCAUGGCAGUUUGAGUCACGGAAAUCCCAGAUUUUGAAGUGCAUGGAGUGUGGAAGCUCACAUGACACACUACAGGAGCUGACAGCCCAUAUGAUGGUCACAGGACACUUCAUCAAGGUUACUAAUUCUGCCAUCAAGAAAGGCAAACCUAUAAUGGAGUCAAUGUCCACAACGGCUCCUAACACCAUACCUACUAAUGAAGAGAAGGUACAGUCAGUGCCGCUGGCUGCCACCGCAUUUUCCCCACCACCACCUGCACCUCCUCCCCCUAGUAUUUCCCCUGCCAUGACACCCAUGGAGAUUAAAAAGGAGGAGAAGGAAGUAGAAUGUACCAAGGAGACAAAUGAUAUCAAAGACAAGAAGUCAACAGAAAGUGACACUGAUGAGAAGUUUGAAGUCUCAUCCAAAUAUCCAUAUUUGACAGAGGAAGAUCUUGAAGAAAACCCUAAGGGGGGGUUUGACAUUCUGAAGUCUCUGGAGAAUACAGUAACAUCUGCCAUUAACAAAGCACAGAAUGGCACACCCAGCUGGGGAGGCUACCCCAGUAUUCACGCUGCCUACCAGCUUCCAAACAUUAUGAAACUGUCCCUGCGCAGCUCAGGGAAAAGUUCUCCUCUGAAAUAUAUGUUUUCAGGAGAAGAGAUCCUGUCUCCUAUCAAAAGCCAACCUCUAAUUUCUCCACCUAGUUGCCAAACAUCCCCUUUGCCCAAAAACAACUUCCAUGCUAUGGAGGAGCUAGUCAAAAAAGUCACAGAAAAAGUGGCCAAAGUAGAGGAGAAGAUGAGGGAUCAUGGAGCUAGAUCUUCCCCACUUAGACGGACCACACCCUCCCCUUGCAGUAGCGAUGCAGGGGAAUCUGCCAGAGGGGAGUCCCCAAAGGAAAGGAGAGGAGCCAAAACCCCUGAGACUAAUGGGAGUGGAAACACUCACAAAGACUCAAAUGGUGAUGCUCUUACAAAAGAGUUUCUGGAGAAUGGUACUGACCAUGUUGUCAAAACCCCUGUGUCUACCCUAUGCAGCAGCACUGCUAUUAUAACCGACCAUCCUCCAGAGCAGCCAUUUGUCAACCCUUUAAGUGCGCUUCAGUCUGUCAUGAAUGUUCACCUAGGAAAAGCUGCCAAACCUGCCCUGCCAUCCCUUGACCCCAUGAGCAUGCUCUUCAAGAUGAGCAACAGCCUGGCAGAGAAGGCAGCUGUAGCUGCCUCCACUCCAUCUCAGACCAAAAAAACCAACGAUCAUCUAGAUCGCUACUUCUACCACAUCAACAAUGACCAGCCUAUUGAUCUGACCAAAGGCAAGAGCGAUAAGAACAACUCCCUGGGAUCUGCUGCCCUGUCCUCCUCUACCUCCACUCCCACCUCAAUUUCACCAUCAUCAACCAUCACUAUGGCAAAAGCCUCAUCUGCUGUGGCUUCCUUCAUGUCCAGCUCACCUCUGCGUGAAAAUGCCCUGUCCGACAUCUCUGAUAUGCUACGCAACCUCACAGAGAGCCAUGCAUCCAAGUCCUCCACACCAACGAGCCUUUCAGAGCGCUCAGAUAUAGAUGGAUCGACUGCAGAGGAAGCAGAGGAGAUCUCUCCCGCUCAGAAACGAAAGGGUCGGCAGUCCAACUGGAAUCCUCAGCAUCUACUUAUCUUGCAGGCACAGUUUGCCUCCAGUUUGCGGCAAACGGGUGACGGCAAGUACAUUAUGUCAGACCUUAGUCCACAGGAGCGCAUGCAUAUUUCCCGAUUCACUGGCCUCUCAAUGACCACCAUCAGCCACUGGUUGGCCAAUGUCAAAUACCAGCUGAGGCGGACAGGUGGCACAAAGUUCUUGAAAAAUCUAGACUCUGGCCACCCUGUCUUCUUUUGCAGUGACUGUGCAUCACAGAUUCGUUCCCCCUCUACCUAUGUCAGCCAUCUUGAGUCACAUCUGGGCUUUCGGCUUAGGGACCUGGCUAAGUUGUCUGGAGAGCAUCUUGUUACCAAGAUAUCACGCCAUAGCAAGGGACUUUCUGAGAAACUGCUUUCAACCCAAGCACAUUCUUUGGCCCAUUCAAUCCCCAACCCCAGCCCUCACUCACUUUCCCCCUCCCCCUCCCCAGAUGAGGAGGCAAAUGGGACCUCAUAUCAGUGUAAACUGUGUAACCGGACUUUUGCCAGCAAGCACGCUGUCAAGCUCCAUCUGAGUAAGACCCAUGGUAAAUCCCCUGAGGACCAUCUUAUGUAUGUUAGUGAACUUGAGAAACCUUAGCGAUGGCCAAGGACAAAAACUGUCCUUAUUUCCUGUCCUUUUUCAAGCCUUCUGACUAACAUUUCUUAAGGAAAAAAUAUAUAUAUAUAUAUGUAUGUAUAUAUAUAUAUAUAUAUAUAUAUAUAUAUAUAUAUAUAUAUAUAUAUAUAUUAAAAGAACUGAAAGUAAUUAAUGAAGAACUAACUGCACAUAGAUGCCAGAAAACUACUGUUUAGUUUUGGCACAACAUUUGGAGUUUUCCUCUGGGGAACACUCAUUUGACCCUACAGACAUUACUUUUUUUAUUUCACAAUGAAAAACAGAGAAAAUGAUAACAAAUGAUUUUCUAACUGUGCAGUGCUGAGUGAAGAGGUCACUGGUAAAAUAUGAAGGUAAAUAAAAAAAAGACUUAAAAUGAAGUUGUAUGUAUUUGAAAGGUGUGUAUUUUUUUUUUUUUUUUUUUUUUUUUUUUUUUUUUUUUGCAUCCUUGAGAUGCAAUAAGCUGCAUGCAUUAAUGAAAUGGUUUAGUUCAAUAUUUGAUAACUAAAUCUGGGCUUUUCUUCAUCUCUCUCUUUACUUCUCUCUUAUUUUUUAUCCUGUUCCCCCUUUUUUCUUUCUUUUUUUCUUUUUCUUUUUUUAUGUGACCUAAGUAUGCUGGUAUCAGCAGCAAAAUUUAACCCUCUGAGUACGCCUAAAUAUUUCUUUAUUUACAACACCCCCAAAAGGUAAACUAAUAUAUAUAUGUGUGUGUAUAUAUAUAUAAAGAGGGAAAUUAAGCGAUUGGAAAUCACCAAGUUUAUAUGUAUUUGAGUGGGUAAAUUCAAGGGUAUUUUGACUAUCCACUAAAAAUCGCAUUGUCUUAUAGAUCACCUCUUACACAGCUUGCAGUGCAGAAAUGUAUGUGAAUCCAAAAUAGCAGUUUUUAGUUUGCUCAAAUCAGGGGCCUUUAUGAAUUCAGGUCAGUGUAAAAAUGUGUACAUAAACAGAAAAAAAACUUUCUGUCUAAAUUAUGCAUCAUUUUAUAUUUUUUAAUUUAAGAUGAGUAUGAUUAUCUACUGGUGCACAAUAUAUGAAGAAGUUAAUGAAAUUGUUUUGCACAAUAGUUUUAUAAAUAUGUUAUUUAAUCAAAAGAUAUGAAAAUGAGAAGAAGAAAAAUCACCCUAAAGUUUUAUUUCCACCUCGUGCUCAAAGGGUUAAACUUCUUGUACAAGACAGUACUUGUUCCAUCAUUUCACUUAAAUUGUUGUAUAAAAAGAUGCUACUUUAUAAUGUAAGGAGGAAUUCCACAAUGUAACCUUUUAUUUAUAAACACUAUUGGUUGUUGUUUCA